CUUCGCAGAGCCGCUCCGGCGGCGGCAGUUGUUUGCUGUUGUUGUGCAUGACCGGUCACACUGCGUUCACGGAGAUAAUUGUCAAUGGCAUAGUUUGUUCAGUUUUGUGUGAAUAUUGAUGGGAAACUCAGUUGGGCUUCAGAAUGGAUUACAUAAGCGGAUGGUGCAAAAGCAAGCGGAGGCUUGAAGGCCUCACCGCGAUUGUCACCGGUAGCAACACCGGAAUCGGCAAGGAGACAGCGCUUGAUUUUUACAUGAGAGGAGCACGAGUAAUAAUGGCUUGUAGAGACACAACUAAAGCAGAGUCAGCAAAGAAAGAAAUUGAAAACGCAAAGGAGGGUGUCGAGGGUAUUGGAACUUUAGUAGUGGAGGAGUUAAAUCUGUCACAACUAAAGUCGGUCAGAGAAUUCGCUUUUCGAAUUUUGGCCAAAGAGAGUAACAUCAACAUUCUCGUAAACAAUGCGGGGGUGAUGUGCUGCCCUGAAGGACGGACGGAAGACGGUUUUGAGACGCAUAUGGGGACCAACCACUUUGGACAUGCUCUUCUCACGCUAUUGCUCUUGCCCAGAUUAAAGAAGAGUGCUCCUUCGAGGAUAGUAUUCGUAUCAUCAUUGAUGCAUAAAAGCAAUGAUGUCGAUUUAGACGACAUAAAUUUUGAAAAGAAACGUUAUGAUGCACUUGACGCCUAUUCUAGAAGCAAAGGCGCAAACGUGCUCUACGCUAAAGCACUCGGCAUUAAAUUAAAGGAACACAACAUAAAUAACGUGAUGACAUAUAGUCUCCACCCAGGGGUCAUAAAUACGGAGAUCGGUAGGCACUUCAGCGACACCUUGUUGACCGGCGGCACGUGGCUGUUCAAGUACAUCAUUGGCUUUUUCGCGAAGACUCCUCGUUGCGGGGCACAAACUACAAUCUACUGCUCAGUUGACGAAAGUUGUGCUGAGCAAAGCGGACUUUACUAUGCUGAUUGCAGAGUUGCACCAACUUCAAAGCAAUGCAAGGAUGAAGAAAUACCGGCCAAGUUCUUUGAUAUCACAACGGAACUGUUGAAACUAAAAAAAUACGAUCCCUUCGGGGACAAGGAUCCCGAACGGAGCUUGUUUGAAAUCAGUAAUCGUGAGAAACGAAUUUCGGUAUAAUAUUAUUAGCAUAGAUCGGUAAUAUGGACAGAGUACAGGUGCCUACAGAUUUGCUCUUUUUUGACGAUCGUUAUUGUUACUUAUUAUUGUUAGCGGUCAACAAAUAUAAUAAGCUAAAUUUUAAAACUUCGUAAUUCCUUUUUGGGCCAAAUCCCCUUUUUGCUCUUUAAGUGCAAUAUCGGGCAAUUAAAGCUUGAAAUAUAAUUUCUAGACCCCAUUUUAGUUAUAAAAUAAAGGUAUAAUCAUAGAUUGUCAUAUCAUUUUAUUUGUAAGUCAAUGUUCUCGAUCGUCUGUUUCUUACACAUUUAUUCGAUUUUGUUUGAUCAUACGUGUCAAUCGACAAAAAAUACAACGUUGAUAGUCUGUUGCUUCCAUAUUUACUCUUCUUGUUUGGUUGUGUCAAUAGUGAAAAAAUCCAGCAAAUCUGUAGUUACCUUAAGGGUUUAAUUAAAACCUUUGAAAUGAAGUUCUCGUUUUGUUCAUACACAUCACAAAUAAAUAACAAUUUUAACUUUUGCUUUAUUACUACCUAUUGUUAUUAUUUUAUAUGUGUCACUAGUACUUUACUGUAGUCUAUUUUAGAAUGAAAGUGUUGUAGUUGUAGGUAGAAAUAAAACGCAUAGCUUUAUUUUUUAUUCAUUGCGGGACAUUACACUCUAUGUGUAUUACUUAUUAGAUUAAAUUUACGUAAAGAUAAUUGUUUUGCCUAUUUCGACAUCUGAUUAGUAAUUUAUUUACUUCAGAGGACUAGCUGGAAGAGAGCGUAAUAUGUUUACUUGAUAUCGUGUACUUACGUGUGUCGCCUUUCAAUUGUUAAAAAUUGUUUGUGCCCUGUUAUUCAAAAUUUAAACUGACUUCAAAAAAGAAGGAGAUUCUCAACUCGACUGUAUUUUUUGUGUGUACUUAUUUUAAGUGAGAUUACUUUGAUAUUGUGCCCCUUUAAAAUGAAAGUGGCCUUGUCUCGCGCGGGCCUCGGCCAGGGGUAUUGCGCAAUUAAGAAGAAGACUCGGUCCACACUGAAUUUUAUUAUAGAAAUAAAGAAAGAGAAGGUACAGGAAGGACCAGGUAAAGUAAAAGCGUAAAGGCUGUAACAAAACAAAAUAACGAUAUAACACUGGUAGUACAAUCAUACAAAAAACACUCCCUACUUAAAUUGCCUACAUACAAGACAUGGUAAAAAAGGAACUUACCCCAAAUGGGUAACUUCCUUGGAUGUUUUACAAAUAGUUAAGUUACAUGAUUUUCAAUGGUCAGAAUUUCAUAUGAAGGCGAGCUCGGUGCUCGCUUUGGAAAUUUAGUACAGUGGUAACCGGAAAGAAGAAAAGUAAGAAUGACGAAGAAAAGGAAUUAAAGGACGAUUCAAAAUUUCAAAAAUAAGUGGCCAGGAACAAAGAGAAAAGGGUGAAAUAAGGCUGGAUGACGAUGAAGAGGGUCGCAUCGGCACAACCUAAUUUAAAAAAUUAAGAAAAGUAGUUCGUACUUUAAAACGACUUAAAAAAUAAGUGCAUAAGAUUAUUAAUUUAAAAAGUAAGAUUCUAUGGGUCUUUUGUUUUUUUGUUUAAAAUUUCACAUUCAUUUUGCGUAUUCCCAAAAGGUUGAAAUUUUGUGUUGGGUCAUAAUUAACUU
Messenger RNA from Hyposmocoma kahamanoa, 2765 nucleotides. Its product is annotated as retinol dehydrogenase 11-like. NCBI's taxonomy places the organism in Eukaryota, Metazoa, Arthropoda, Insecta, Lepidoptera, Cosmopterigidae. The transcript has 7 exons. The record is from RefSeq and is a predicted model, not a curated record. Bases 144 to 1139 code for a protein of 331 amino acids.